Molecule: messenger RNA, 2478 nt
Organism: Saxophila tyrrhenica
Lineage: Eukaryota; Fungi; Ascomycota; Dothideomycetes; Mycosphaerellales; Extremaceae
Exons: 3
Coding region: 1-2478 (825 amino acids)
Source: RefSeq, a predicted model, not a curated record
AUGAGUAGUAUUAAAGACUACAGGCUAUUGCAAUACGAUGAGGUCCUCAAACGCUACCCACCAGUUCCGUCGGAUUCAUCUCACACCAAAUCCAUUGCGAGUCAAAGGCCAUAUCUUCCGGUGCUGGUAGUAUUGGACGACGAUCCGACUGGCACACAGACUUGCCACGAUAUCAACGUGCUUACAGUAUCGGACCAUGAGACUCUGUUGAAGGAAUUUCGCUCUAGUCCGUCUGGCUUCUUCAUUUUGACCAACUCCCGUGCUCUUCCAACCGCAGAAGCCCGCCAGCUCAUCACCACCAUCUGCCGUGCGGUCAAGGAUGCCGCAGCUGCGGCAGGGCAGGAGAUUGAGAUAGUCCUGCGUGGCGACUCCACCCUCCGUGGACACUUUCCUGACGAGCCUGAGGUCGUUGAAGAGGUGCUGGGCCAGCACGACGCAUGGAUUCUGGCACCGUUCUUCGAGCAGGGAGGUCGCCUAACGAUAGACGAUGUCCAUUAUGUUCGAGGUCCCGAAGGCGAGUUGACGCCUGCGGCCCAAACCCCAUUCGCCAAAGAUGCAUCAUUUGGGUACUGCAACUCGAAUCUGCGCAGAUACAUCGUCGAGAAGUCGAACGGUCGCAUCACCGACGACCGCAUCUGCUCUGUCAGUAUCGCAGACAUACGUAAUGGCGGAGCACAGAAAGUAUGCGAGAAUCUGAUGAGUGCUCCUCCACACGCUGUCGUUAUUGUGAACGCCAUCGCCACUUCAGACAUGGAGGUCUUCCUUCUCGGGCUGCUGGAGGCUCGGAUGAGAGGGAAGCGCUUCUUGUAUCGUACUGGCGCUGCUUUUGUCUCAACCCGUCUGGCGAUUGAGGAGAUACCGCCACUCAGUCCAAGCUCGCUGGCCAUGGAUAUUUCACCACGAGCUCCGGGAGGGCUCAUCCUCGCCGGUUCAUACGUGCCGAAGACUACUGCGCAACUCCAGGCUUUGACCGACGGUCGCAAGGAUGUUUUGGAGACGAUAUGCCUCGAAGUGAAGGACUUACUGGAUGCCAGCACCGCACGAGCAGCUGUCCUUGAGGCUGCCGAUCGAGCAGGCGAGGCAAUACUUGCCAGUCGGGACGUGCUGGUCAUGACCAGUAGGGAACUCAUUACCGGCAAGGACGGAAACUCCAGUCUGCGGAUCGGGCAAGCGGUCGCAGAUGCUCUAGUCCUUUUCCUACGCCUACUCAUUCCUCGGCCGCGAUACAUUAUAGCUAAAGGAGGGAUUACGAGCUCAGACGCUGCCAGCAAAGGGCUUCGCAUGCGACGAGCAGAGAUUUGCGGUCAAGCGGCUUCCGGUGUUCCGCUAUGGCGCUGUGACGAGAAGUCGUCCAAAUAUCCGGGCGUGCCGUUUGUUGUCUUCCCUGGAAACGUUGGGCAAGACGGAACACUACGAGACUUAGUGGAGCGAUGGUCAAUACCAGAAAAGUCCACCCAGCCAGAAAUGCAAUAUCAAAACCUCGGAUCAACUGGUCUCAAAGUAUCACGAGUCAUACUGGGCUGCAUGGGUUUUGGCAAUCCCAACUGGCAGGGCAGUCCAUGGGUGCUCCCGGAUUCCGAGUCUCUUCCUCUGUUAAAGAGAGCAUACGACACUGGACUCAACACAUGGGAAACUGCUGAUACUUAUUCGAAUGGCCACUCUGAGCUAAUCAUCGGCAAAGCGAUGAAACAGUAUGAUAUCCCUCGCAGCAAGGUCGUGAUCAUCAGCAAAAUCUACCACCCAGUCCUCGAAGACACACCAGACUUGCGAUCGCAACCAGCAGCCAACGAUGGGCCGCUUGCGAAUCAAAUGGGCCUGAGUCGCAAGCGUAUCUUCGAGGCGGUGGAAGGCUCCCUCCGCCGCCUUCAGACACCAUAUCUCGACGUCCUGAUGCUACACAAGUUAGAUGUGGAAACACCAGUCGAAGAAAUCAUGCGCGCUUUGCACGAUCUCGUCGUGGCGGGUAAAGUCCAUUACCUAGGCGCUUCCAAUCUGCGCUGCUGGCAACUGGCCAAGAUGCAGUUUACGGCCAAGAUGCACGGCUGGACGCCCUUCAGCUGCAUCUCGCCGCUGUGGAACCUGCUGUAUCGGGAAGAAGAACGCGAACUGGUCCCUUUCUGCAGAUCCGAGGGCAUUGCGAUCCUACCCUGGAGCCCGCUCGCGCGAGGCCUGCUUGGACGACCAUAUCACAAACAGACAGCGCGGUCACAGGUAGAUGCGAAAACGAAGCAGUGGUUCAAGGGUGAACAAGAUGAGGCAGUGGUCGGUAAGCUCGAGGCUUUGGCGGAGCGCAAGGGGCGAUCGAUGGCUGCUGUGGCGACUGCCUGGUUGCUGCACCAGGGAUCGUGUCCUAUCCUCGGGCUCGCGACUGACUCGAGAAUCGAGAACGUCCGCGAGGCUUUCGCCGUCGAAUUCGAGCCUGGUGAAGUGCGAGAGCUGGAAGACGCUUAUGGGUCUGUACAGAUGAUCGAGAUGUAG